CCACCUCAUCGCACCGUCUUCAAUACCAGAAGCACUGUGGGCUGUAUAGUUUCGGUAUCGUUUUCGCAUCGCCUGUGUCACUGGAUACAUCUGUACAUAGCCAUCACUCACCUAUCUUCAGCCUGUCUUUUAAGCCGGUCCGAUGUCAUCCACAUGGUUACGCCCGUUUCUGCCAGUGUAGGCACCCAUGACGCAGAAGACUUGUUUUUUACGAUAUCAUACAGCUCACAUGGACAAUACUGUGUCUUGCAAAACUAAAGAGAAGGAAGAAGGACGUAGUUGCUAUGACGACACUCAUCGCACCAGAGGCACGCGUACUGCACUACACGCCGACGUACUACCGCAGCGCGAGCUCACCUGUAAAGAAGGACAAAGCCAACGACUUAUUUACUAAGUCAAAUCCUGCCAUAUACGUCACCAGGAUCCACAGGGUCCUCCGCCGCAAGGCGCAACAAACAAAUGCUGUGGCUGAACCGUCACAUGCCCGUCCGAUUGAAACUCGAGGUCAUCCAAGACAAUGGCGGCAACCCACGCGCACAUUUUCCGACCUCACCUCUUCUGUCACUCGCCCGCCACACUAGAACACAUGUUUGCAUCUACCCGUAUGCAGGCACCGUCACUAAUCAUGCAGGCACUGCUUUUGCCCACAUAUGUCUUAUUCGAACCCUGCCUUGCUUUCAGACGAGCCAGGCGCGUGGUAGCACCGUCUCGCGCAUGCGCCAUGGGGCUAGCGGGUGACUAUUUACGGCACAACAGUCAUGAUAGUAAGUAUAUACACACAGAAGAAAGGACGCCAAAUCAAGAGAGAGGAGUUGGUGAGAGAAGGUGGAUAUGAUCAUAUGUACAGAACAGGUCGUGUGCCAGUCUUAGAAUAAGUAAACCAGGUACUUCCCUUAUUGUUG
This is a messenger RNA of Bipolaris maydis ATCC 48331, 902 nucleotides long. Lineage: Eukaryota; Fungi; Ascomycota; Dothideomycetes; Pleosporales; Pleosporaceae. The record is from RefSeq and is a predicted model, not a curated record.